Aegilops tauschii subsp. strangulata is the source of this 900-nucleotide messenger RNA. NCBI's taxonomy places the organism in Eukaryota, Viridiplantae, Streptophyta, Magnoliopsida, Poales, Poaceae. The record is from RefSeq and is a predicted model, not a curated record.
AUGUUGACAGAGGGAGACGAGGUUUCCAAGAAACAGCUCAAGGUGGUCUCUAUUGUUGGAUCUGGUGGAUUAGGCAAGACAACCCUUGCUAAUGCAGUCUAUUUGAAACUUAAAGGGGAAUUCAAUUGUGUGGCUUUUGUUUCUGUGUCUCUUAAUCCUAACAUGAAGAUGAUUUACAUAAGCUUGCUCCGUCAAUUUGACAAGCACACAUACAAGGACAUCAAUGAGGCAUCGUGGAGUGAAGAAGAAUUACGCCGUGAGAUAAAAACAUUCCUGGGACACAAGAGGUACUUGAUUGUCAUCGACGACAUAUGGGAUAAAUCUGUCUGGGAAGACAACAUCAAAUGUGCUUUCUCUAAUAAUGAAUAUGGAAGUAGAGUAAUAACAACAACUCGUGUUCUUAAUGUUGCCCAGGAAGCUGGUUGUUUAUAUCGUCUGCAACCUCUUUCUGUUGUUGAUUCAAAGAAGUUAUUCUACCAAAGAAUAUAUGGCACUGAGAAUAAAACAACACCUGCUCAAUUGGUUGAAGUAUCUGAGAACAUUUUGAAAAGAUGUGGUGGAGUGCCUUUAGCUAUCCUUACAAUUGCUAGUCUGUUGUCCAGUAAAAUGGGAAGAACACAUACACAUGAAUAUUGGUGCAAGGUGCACAAAUCUAUGGGUUCAGGGCUAGAUGAUAGUCAUGAUGACGUGAAGAAGAUGAGACGGAUAUUAUCAGUUAGUUACUAUGACCUACCUCCACACCUAAAGACUUGUUUACUGCAUCUUAGUGUGUAUCCAGAGGAUUAUGAGAUUAAAACAAAAGAACUGAUAUGGAAAUGGGUCGGUGAAGGUUUUGUGGAAGAAAACUCAGAGAAGACUUUAUAUGAAGUAAGGAGAGGAUUACUUGGAAGAGCUCAUUAA